This is a messenger RNA of Micromonas commoda, 1011 nucleotides long. RefSeq lists its product with no specific name. The record is from RefSeq and is a predicted model, not a curated record. Bases 1 to 1011 code for a protein of 336 amino acids. Lineage: Eukaryota; Viridiplantae; Chlorophyta; Mamiellophyceae; Mamiellales; Mamiellaceae. The transcript has a single exon.
AUGGAUAACCCGAACGUGGAGUUCACGAGGGACGUCGCCGGCGCGCUCAAGGAACGCGCCGAGGCGCAGUCCAUGAUGGCCAAGCACGCGAGCGCGCAGAGGGAGGCCAUGCAGGAGGCUUGCCUCGGUGCCCUGCGCAAGGCCUUGCCGGGUGCCUCCGCGGAGACGUGCCUGAUGGCGUUGGAGACCGCGAACUGGGACGUGGACCGCGCGCACGCGCAGGUCAAGGCGUUCAUGGGCGCGGCGGCGACCGUCGCGGGCGGCGGUGGAUCCGGAAAGGGACGAUCGUCGAGAAAGUCCAAGCGAAGGCGAAGGGACGACUCCGGCUCGGACUCGGACUCGAGCUCGGCUUCCUCGUCGUCCUCCUCCUCAUCCUCGCGCAAGAAGAGCAAGAAGAGCAGGAAGAGCAAGAAGAGCAGGAAGGAGAAGAAGGGCAAGAAGGAGAAGAAGGGCAAGAAGGGCAAGAGGGAUGCCAAAAAGCACGGAAAGGAGGCGACCGAGCCGGAGUUUGGCGCCAGGGGGUUCAUCAAGGAGACCGACAAGUACGACAAGGAGGGCGAGUUCCGAGCGUGGCUCGGCGAGGUCAAGAAGCUCGACGUGGAGUCCCUGCAAAAAUGGGAGGAGAAGGAGCUGUUCAAGGAGUAUGCCGAGGACUACAACACCGCCACGCUGCCGCACGAAAAAUUUUACCAUCUGGAAAAGUGGUCGCGCGAGGAAGCCGCUCGGCAGGCUCGGGAGGACCCGACCGCCGCCGCCGCGACCGCCGCCGCCGAGCGGGAGAGUUUCAACGACGAGGAGGAGCGCAAGCGGGAGAUUCAGUUGGAGCGGGAACGAAGGGACGCGGAGUACAAGCGAGAGACGUACCUGCGCAUGAAGAGCGAUUCGGGCGAUUUGGAAAACUUGCGCGAGCAGGAGCGGCUGAAGGAGCUGAGGAAGAAUGCGUACAACAUGGGGGACAUGGAGACGGUGGCGAGGGUGAACAAGAUACUGGCGCCGGACGAGCCGACCUGA